AUGGCGCGCAGAGGGAUGAUGCUGCUGCUGCUUCCAGUGCUCUCGACGAACCACAGUCGCGCUGAUGGUCGCGCACAGAACGCAUUUCUGGGCUGCGACCCGCGAGCAAGGGGUGAAAGGCGCCUCUCCCCGCUAAGGGUGGAUGUUCGUCAUGCGCAACGGGAGCGUGCCGUCAAUCAAGCGCCCUUGUGGUGUGGAGCCCGCCAUGUUAGCCUGGCUCUGAAGCCUGGUACCGCGACGGACACGGCCAGCAGCCGCCCAGCAGCCGCUUCGACGUGCCUGGCGGACGCGGCCAUGGCAUCGCGGGGGGGUUCAGACGUCCAGAACAGUGAAGUCUCGGUGAGCGUCACGGCGGGCAUGCAUGCAGCGAUGCUCCACAGUGUUCCCACCGCGAGCCCGAUGCAGUGCAUCAGACAGCGCGAUGCUCGUACCAGGACGCUACUUGACGCCUCGGUUGGUCAAUGAGAAGGCUGCUGCAUGCCACUGACUCUGGAGCACACAAUAAACUCGACGUCGCCACAAGACCUCACCGAGAUUGCCGUGUCGCCCAUUUUUCUCUCCUGAUCCUGCCUGCGCCUGCUGCUCGCAUCCAGCGGCGCGAAUCCCCCUCUCCAAUCGCCAGUUACGCGCCCCCUGU
This is a messenger RNA of Paraphaeosphaeria sporulosa, 637 nucleotides long. RefSeq lists its product as uncharacterized. The record is from RefSeq and is a predicted model, not a curated record. The transcript has a single exon. Lineage: Eukaryota; Fungi; Ascomycota; Dothideomycetes; Pleosporales; Didymosphaeriaceae. The coding region runs from base 1 to 465 and encodes 154 amino acids.